AUGUUACUCCCUCGCAUCGCACGAUCCCUCGCCGCCGUUCCCGCAACCUCCUUCCUGCGCGAGUCGCGGCCUCUCAUUGUGACUGCUGCUUUGCGCGCGCUUGUCAGAAGAUCUGCUAACACCGCGCAGCAUCAACAACAGCUUGUGCGAGUUCCGACCAUUUCUGGAGCGCCGUGCUGGGUUGAGGCGGCCCGUCGAAACGCAGCUGUAGCGCCCACAUCAGCAGUCGUAGCGCCCACAUCAGCAGCCGUAGCGCCCACAUUAGCAUUUGCAGCGUCCCACCAGUCUCACCCGUAUCACCAAGCUCUCUCCCUUUACAGUCACGCAAUGGCUCAACGAGUUCCCUUGAACCAAUUUCAACACUCGCACACCGCCCGUGCAGCAAUGUCGCCGCACCCUCUAGGUCAACAGGAGCUCUCCACAGGCAGUCUGGUGCUGCCGCCCGGGCGGCAAGCUCCACGGGUGAAAUCGGCAGUAUUUGUGAAGAGCAGCAGCAGUGUGGCGCAGUGCCCCAAGGAUACCAAGAUCCCGGAGUUUGCUGUGAUUGGCCGGUCCAAUGUGGGGAAAUCUUCCCUCAUCAACAUGCUGACCAAUCAUAAGGGGCUAGCACAGACGUCCAAGAAACCUGGCAAGACACAGCUGAUAAACCACUUUCUUAUCAACGACUCCUGGUAUCUCGUGGACUUGCCAGGCUAUGGAUACGCCGUUGCCCCCAAUGCCAUCCGCACGGAGUGGAAUGCGUUCACCAAGGCCUAUUUCACCUCUCGCACCAACCUGCUCACCGUGCUGCUGCUGGUGGAUGCCACCAUUCCGCCACAAGCCAUCGACGUGGAGUGUGCUGAUUGGCUGGGGAGGAACAAGAUCCCCCUCACGGUCGUGUUCACCAAGUGCGAUCGCCAGAAGAAGGCCCGGCGGAACGGCCGCCCGCCAGCUGUCAACGCGGCGCUGUUCCGCGCUGAGCUGGCGGAGUGCUAUGCUGAGCUGCCACCGUGGGUGAUGACGAGUGCGGUGACUGGAGAGGGGAAGGACGCAUUGUUAGCCCAUAUUGCACAGCUCAGGGAGUUCUGGCGACGGUAG
Messenger RNA from Closterium sp. Yama58-4, 1077 nucleotides. Lineage: Eukaryota; Viridiplantae; Streptophyta; Zygnematophyceae; Desmidiales; Closteriaceae. The record is from the annotation of a GenBank genome assembly.